AUGUUUGCACGAAUCCGGAGUUUCUACCAACCGUAUAGACAGUUUUGCCAGACGAGCAUAUUAAGCGGGAUACCCAAAAGAAACAAGCUUCCACCCAGACCAAAAUGGCUAAUAGUGGAGGAGGAAAUAGAAGAGAAGUUUUUGAAAGGAGGUAGUGGACCAGGAGGACAAAAAAUCAAUAAAACCAACAGUAAGGUUCAAUUGACCCAUAAACCAAGUGGAUUGGUAGUUACCUGCCAGUAUUCCAGGUCGCAGGAAUCAAAUAGAAAGAAAGCAAGAGAAAUUCUAGCCUUGAAGUUGGACGAAAUGCAGAAUCCAGAAACUUGUCGAACUGCAGUUUUGAAUACCAGGAAGACGUUACUCAAGAAAUCUAAAAGCAAAAAAUCAAAUAAGAAGUAUAAGAAAUUGGAUGAGGAAAACCAGUUGGCAAAAGAGAAAGAGCAUGAGCUUCUAGCACAAGUGGUCGACCCUGAAGCUGAGUUGGAUCAGUUAAUGAAGAAGGUUUAG
Messenger RNA from Hyphopichia burtonii NRRL Y-1933, 507 nucleotides. RefSeq lists its product as uncharacterized. Gene Ontology annotation, biological process: translational termination. The coding region runs from base 1 to 507 and encodes 168 amino acids. The record is from RefSeq and is a predicted model, not a curated record. The transcript has a single exon. Gene Ontology annotation, cellular component: mitochondrion. Gene Ontology annotation, molecular function: translation release factor activity. Lineage: Eukaryota; Fungi; Ascomycota; Pichiomycetes; Serinales; Debaryomycetaceae.